AUGAAGGUGAUCCUAUGGAAUUGCCGGAGAGCGGGGAAGCCCUCCUUUGCCCCGGUCUUCCGCAGGUUGGUGCAUCAGCACAAUCUGGACAUUUGUAUUUUACUAGAGACGCGGUUGUCGGGGAAUAGCCUACAGAAGGCUAGGAGGACGGUGCCGAGGUCUUGGGGGUUCUAUGCAGUGGAAUCGCAAGGCCUAUCGGGAGGCAUUAUCGUUACUUGGGCUCAGAGCAAAUGCAGAGUUGACAUCUUCAAUGUUUGCACUCAAGAGGUGAUCAUGGUGAUCUCGGAGGGUAGUGGUGAUCCAUGGAUCUUUGCGGCUAUGUAUGCUAGCACAGAUUUCAGGGAGAGGAGGAUUUUGUGGGAGGAGGCUUCCCAAUUGAUCAGUCAGGGUCACCCGAUGUUGGUGGCGGGUGACUUUAACUGUAUUGUCGGCCCCCAGGAGAAGAUGGGCGGGAAACCCUUCACUUACACAAGGAAAAUCAAGGAGUUUCAGGAUUUUCUUGACUCAAAUGGAUUGGUUGAUUUGGGCUUCUUGGGCCCGCAGUUCACGUGGUGCAAUAAUCAACUGGGACGGACCCGAGUAUGGGAGAGACUAGACAGAGUUUGUGCCACUGGUGGGUGGGUCCAGUGUUUUCCAGAUCAUCGUGUUAGACACCUGCCGAGGAUAGCAUCGGACCACUGCCCAUUACUGGUGAGUACUGAGGCACUUAUCCCUGUAUCUUCCCCCUUCAGAUUUGAGAAGUUUUGGCUUUGCUACCCGAGGUCCUGGGAGAUGGUUAGGGAGGCAUGGAGAGUACCAGUCCAGGGGGAUGCGAUGUACCGGAUAUCCCGGAGGUUGGAACUGACGAGAAGAAGGCUAAGAAGGUGGAACCGUGAGGAGGUAGGGAACAUCUUCAGGGGGAUUGAGGAGUCAGAGGAGGCCAUUACUAGACUACAAGCUCGGGAGGUCCAGAGUGGAGGGUUAUUGGAGGAGGAGGUGGGGGAGCUCAGAUCGCAUUUGGCAUUGCAUGACUCUCUUCUUAGGCAGCAGGAGAUAUUUUGGAGACAGAAAUCGAGGGUACAGUGGAUUCUAGAGGGGGACCGGAACACUAGAUUCUUCCAUCAGGCGACAGUGAUCAGGAGGCAUCAGAACAGAAUCAGAGUCAUCAGAGAUGAGGAUGGACAGCUGUCAGAGGAUCUGGAUAGGAUUCCGAGGAUCUUGGAGAGCUUCUUUAGGGCUAGAUGGACUGAGGAGACAGGGGAUUUUGGCCUAGUAGACAUUCCGAUGCCUCUGGCAGGGGUGACGGAGGAGGAGACUGCGGCAUUGAUCAGGCCAGUAUCAGAGAGGGAGAUUAGGGAGACAAUCUGGUCCCUUGAGGGGGACAAGGCUCCAGGGCCGGAUGGUUUUCCUCCGUUGUUCUUUCGGAGGGAUCACGAUCACGACAUAGAGGAUUAUUACCAGCUCCAUGAUAAGAUCGAAGUAAUCAUCCGCCAAGGCCUCCUGAACCAUCUCGUCGGUGGAUCGACCGAUAUAGCGGAGCUCAAUGGACAGACUUUGGGGCCAUCUGAUGGGCCUGAUGACGGACGCCCUGGCAUGGGCACUAUCAACGCGCCGUCUAUGUAUCUUAUGCGUUAA
Phoenix dactylifera (date palm) is the source of this 1614-nucleotide messenger RNA. The record is from RefSeq and is a predicted model, not a curated record. NCBI's taxonomy places the organism in Eukaryota, Viridiplantae, Streptophyta, Magnoliopsida, Arecales, Arecaceae.